GGAAUAAAAAUCAUUUAGGGAGCAAAAUAAAAUAAUUUCGAAGUUUUCAGUAGUACAACAAGAAACUUAUGAGGACUAUCUAGUAAUUAUAGGUUGACAAAAAAUCAAGUAAUUAUAAAAAGGUUCACGGUAAAAAUAAUAAUUUAGGGAGCAAAACAAAAUAAAUUCGAAGUUUUCAGUAGUACAACAAGAAACUUCACGAGGACUAGCUAGUAAUUUUAAAAGGUUCACGAUAAAAACAAGACAAACAUAAAGACCAGGGUUUUUCCGACAAAAAUCUCAUCGAUCCACUUCCGUGUCCGUUCGAAAAAAAUAUGACCGUUGAAAGUAAAUAAAUUCCAAAAUAAAAAAUAAAUAACUCCCCUUCCUCUUCUUCAGUCUCUGUUCUUCUUCCCCCAAAACAAAAAAAAAAACUUCCUUUACUCAAAAUCGAGAGAGAGAGAGCGACAGACAAAGAUGGGUUGUGUUUCUUCAAAACCAGUGAAGAAGAAACUUGUAAGAGAGAUCCGAGUCAACAACGGCGGCGACCACAUCGUCUCCCUCACUUCAACUACUUACGGCCAUCUCGAUGUCCAGCAACGAGCAGAGACUUCUCCUAAAGGCGAUGACUUUGAAUCCGAAAGGAGAUCUAAUGCACAGAGAGAGGAUCCAGAGAUUAUCAACACGUGGGAGCUUAUGGAAGAUCUCGAAGAUUCAACGAAGAUUAGUCCCAAAUCUCGUGGGAUCUUCGGGAAAUCAUGGAAGACUCCGGUGAAAUCGAUUGUUGAAUCUCCUAAGAGGAAUGGUAGUAGUAAGAGAUUCAGGGGAAAAGAAAACAGAGGAGAGAAACAGAGUCCGAACCAGAUUCUGAAGACUCCAAAGAGAGGCGUGAUGCGUUUGAGUUUCCCUCUCAAAUCAGAAGAGAUUACGCAGAGGAGGAGGAAGAGUUUCAGUCCAAUGUUCGAUCCAGACCUCGUGGCUUCUUACGAGAGGGAGUUGUCUCAGGAGAAAGAACAGAUCAAGAUGGUGAUCUCUCCUCCAGACCCUCUCCCGGAGAAAUGUCCGCCGGGAGGAGAGAACUCGGUGGUCGUCUACAUAACGACGCUGAGAGGGAUCAGGAAGACGUUCGAGGACUGCAACGCGGUGAGAUCGAUACUGGAUUCGCACGAGGUUCGGUACUCGGAGAGGGAUGUGUCGAUGCACUCUGUUUUCAAGGAGGAGAUUAGAGGGAUCAUGGGGACGAAGCAGGUGAAGAUACCGGCGGUUUUCGUGAAGGGUAGGAUGAUAGGAAGCGUUGAGGAAGUUGUGAGGUUGGAGGAGGAGGGUAAAUUGGGUAUUUUGCUUGAGUGUAUGCCUAAGGCGAGGGUAAGCGGUUGCUGCUGCGGGUGCGGUGGGAUGAGGUUUGUGAUGUGUGGGGUUUGUAAUGGAAGCUGCAAGGUUAGGGAUGCGGAGAAGAAGGAUACGGUUAAGUGUUUGGAGUGUAAUGAGAAUGGUUUGGUUGUUUGUCCAAUGUGUUCGUAAAAGAGGUUUCUUCUUUUUCAGUUUUGUCCUAAUUUUGUUGUGAAAAUUGGGUGAGACUGUAAGAGGGUUGACUUAACUUUGGAGGCUAACUUUUUGCAUUUGAAUCUUGAUGGGUAGAAUCUAAUGAUUUGUGAGAGAGUUUCUAAAGUUGGGUUUAAUGUUUCUUGGUGUGUACUAGUAACUGAAUCUGUGGUUUAAUGUUUGUAAACGUUUUUAUAAUAAAGAUUCAAUUUAUUUUGUA
This is a messenger RNA of Brassica napus (rape), 1741 nucleotides long. RefSeq lists its product as uncharacterized. The record is from RefSeq and is a predicted model, not a curated record. The transcript has a single exon. Bases 457 to 1500 code for a protein of 347 amino acids. Lineage: Eukaryota; Viridiplantae; Streptophyta; Magnoliopsida; Brassicales; Brassicaceae.